Oikopleura dioica is the source of this 936-nucleotide messenger RNA. The record is from the annotation of a GenBank genome assembly. Lineage: Eukaryota; Metazoa; Chordata; Appendicularia; Copelata; Oikopleuridae.
AUGAAGGAAACUAGUACUGAAAAGCAAACAUCAACGACUUCAACUCCCGAGAUUAUUUCUCAAAAUAUUAUCGACAUCAUAACAGAAAAUUGCAAAAAGCUUCAACAAAACCCUCAAUACUCCGAACAGCGGCUCUACAAAACUUCUUGGUACAAUCCAAAAAACAACAUCGCCUUCGCCCUACCGCCAAAAUGUGGCUCCACGAGUCUCCGACUGAUCGAAAUGGCCGAUUCUGGCUUCAUCGUGCCCUCGAAGUUUCCCGAAAUCUCGAAAACAGACCCGGAUACAAUCUGGCCGGUGCAAUUUGCGAAACAUGGACUCAAAAAAGUGGAUGAAUUCGAGGGUGAUAAGAGUGAGUUGCUCAUGUAUACCGGGAUAAGAGACCCGAUUAAUCGGCUUAUCUCGGCUUACAAAGAUAAAAUAGGAAGGACAAAACUAAGCGACCAAAGUCGCCAGUACUUCUGGAAUAUAUACAGUAGGCACAUCACGCGCCAUUAUCGGACGCACAGACCCGUGACGCCAAAUGAACGAACAGCAAAAACACAAGGACUGAUUCCGACCUUUGGCGAAUUCGUGGAUUUCGUGAUUGAUUGGAAGUUGGGAAAACUACCGAGCUUUUUCGAGCUCAGACCUGGCGAUUGUGAUGGUCACUGGUGUCCGCAAACGGAUACUGUUCCUUUUUGCCAAAAUAAAUUUGGAGCAAUAGCUCAAGUUGAAAAAUUCCCCGAGGAUCUGGACCCAGUGCUAGAAUCCCUCGAUUUGGAAGAAAUAAAGUUCGAAAAAAGCGGCCUUUCAAAUAGUCAUUUCACGAGCAAGUCAAAAAGCGACAGCGAGUUUUUGGCCGAACUUCGUGAGGAUCAAAUUCAAAAGCUAAAGGAAAUUUAUGAACUCGAUUAUGUGCUAUUUAAUGGAAUUUAUUCGUUCCCAACUGUUUGA